Messenger RNA from Ceratitis capitata (Mediterranean fruit fly), 2500 nucleotides. RefSeq names its product ATP-dependent DNA helicase 2 subunit KU80 (gene Ku80). Lineage: Eukaryota; Metazoa; Arthropoda; Insecta; Diptera; Tephritidae. Gene Ontology annotation, biological process: cellular response to gamma radiation; cellular response to X-ray; telomere maintenance. Gene Ontology annotation, cellular component: Ku70:Ku80 complex. Gene Ontology annotation, molecular function: telomeric repeat DNA binding; double-stranded DNA binding. The transcript is spliced from 6 exons. The record is from RefSeq and is a predicted model, not a curated record. Bases 119 to 2227 code for a protein of 702 amino acids.
GAUAGUAUACUCUUUAUUUAUAUUUCACAACAAAUGGUAAACAAAAGCAGUUGCUUAUUUUAUGAAAUAACUUUUGUUGUAUAAAUUUUUUAUUUUGUGUUGUUUUGCCAAAAUCAAUAUGGCUGCAAAUAAGGAAUUUGUUGUAGCUGUGCUGGAUAUACGGCCAUCGGCUAAUGAAGAUUUGAAAAUGAAAUCUGUAAAGUUGGUAGCAGAGCUUUUGAAGGAUAAGAUCUGCGGAGGUAGACAAGAUUUCGUUUCGUUUGUACUUCUGGGCACCGAAAAGACUUCUAAUGAUGUUAAUGAACAUGUUUUUCCAGACAGUUAUAAUAAUAUAACACAAUACGAAAACCCGCAAUGUCCGACUUGGCAUAUGCUUUUAAAUUUCUACAAAUUUGUAAAUGAAGAGGCUUGCGAUGAAGGCGAGUGGCUAGAAGCUUUGGUGGUUGCAAUGGAAGUCAUAAAGCGUGGUGAAGAAUGUUUCAAGUUCCAGAGAUCACGUAUUUUGUUCUUUUAUGAUUUCAACAACGUGCGUAAUUCAUAUGAUAUGUUCGACGUUAUUGUACAAAAUGUUGCAAAAACUGAGGUUGAGCUGGUUGUAAUUUCCCAAAAUAUACAAUACGUUGACAAUCCUAUAAGCGAUUUACCAAAAGUGGUGUUUCGGGAAGGUAAUAAAGGCAAGCAUCAGCUGAAAAGCGAGGAUUUUGCUUUACAACUUAUUACCAAUUGCAGUGCAAAACUUUAUAAUUUUGAAGAAGCUAAAAGGUGUAUUUUCAAAAUCAUUAAUAAGCGCCCAUGGGUUUGGAAUAGUAAUUUAACUAUCGGCUCUGAAAUCAACAUUCGUAUAUCAGGAGUAAUUUACAUGAAAGAUGAGAGCAAUGUUAAAUUGAAAAAAUGCUGGUGUGAGAAUCAAGAUUUGGUUCAACGAGAAAUAAAAUAUUUUCUACGUGGCUCAGAAAUUGACCCGAGUGAGACAGAUCUUAUUGAAGGCUAUAUGCUGGGCUCCACACCAAUACCAUACGAUGAAUCAUUAAAAAAUGUUAAGGAACGUUACGAACCAGGCUUGAAAUUUGUUGGAUUUAUGAAACGCAAUUCCAUUCCUGAAGAGUAUUUUUGUGGUGAUUCGUUAUAUUGGAUUGUGCAUCAAAAAGGCAUGAAUGUGUCAGCGCAAAAAUUAGAUGCAUUGGUGCGCGCUAUGACUAACACAAAUAUGGCAAUGCUCUGCUGCAAGGUAUUUAGCGCAAAAUUCAAUAAUCCCAAGAUGGUAGUCUUAUUACCAAAUCAGCUGCAUCCAGAUAGCCCUGCCUCACUGACAAUGGUCGAAAUUGCAUAUCAUUCACAGUAUCAUUACUUCCAAUUUCCACGUCUGCGUACACCAAAAACGGAUUGCUCUAAAGACCAAAUUGACGCUAUUGAUGAUCUGAUUGAUUCCAUGGAUUUAUCAAUAAAUCAGAAGGAAUCUGAUGCUGCACGUGAUACGUACCUACCGGAUCUCUUACCCUUCGAGUCUUUGCCGCACAUAUAUGAACAGAAUCUAAUGGACGUUUUGGAAACAAAAAUUAUAUUAAAUGCAAGCGAAGACGAUGAGCAGUUCGCUGAUAUGUUAGAUGGUAAAAAUUUUGUAGAAAUAUUCUGGAAAGUACCAGAAUUACGAGAAAAGCACGCAAAGCGUGCAGCAAAGGUGAUCAAAUCAUUAUUUCCCUUAGAAGAAAACAAAGUAGUAGAAAAACCAAGCGAUGCAAGUAAAGUCAAAUCUGAGUAUAGCGAUAGUACCACAAAAUCUUCUUCUACCACCAAUGACUCUGCAUUGAGCAUUGAGAGAGUAAGUGUGGAGACACCUGCUGAUGAUUUUCGUCAACUUGUGCAACACAAUGUUCUGACUAUAGCCAAUCGCACGGAGCGUGAUGCGAAAUUUCAAAUUUAUGCAGAACAGAUGCGUAAUGUUAUUUCCGAAUUAUUGUUUGAAUCCAAGGAGAGCUUGAACUAUAAAAAAUUAGAAGAAGCACUAUCCAUUUACCGUAAGCAGUGCUAUGAUUUUAGCUCAUUUAAUGACUACAACAAAUGGAUUAAGGAAGUUAAGAGAAGAGUUAUUCAAAAUCAACGUCAACAUUUUUGGGUAAAUGUAGUUGUCGAAAAGGAUUUGGGACUUUGUUUUGUUAGUACUGAAUCGUCGGAGACUAAGCAAGCCUUGAGCAGUUUUUAUGAAUUAGCCAGUGAAGAUAUGGAGUAAAGUUGCAAAAUUUAUAUGUAAACACGCCUAUAUUUAUAUAUUUUUGCUAUUAAAAUCGAAUUUUAUUUGUAAAAGAAAGGAAGCUUACGCUCUUUUGAGUAUACUGAAGCCGGAAAGGCUCAGACGUUAAACUGUUUUGUAUUCUGUUUUGAUUUAACUAGUUAUAAGUAGUCGAGGUCUGUCGUUCGUAUAACGGCCUAUUUGUAUUGCUUUGGUUACACUCUUGUAUUGCAGAAAACCCCAUAAGUAUUUCAGAAAAUAAAAAAAAAAAUG